AUGGUAAUGUUCCAUAGGUUAACCUUGCUUCCCUAUUUAAUCAAACAUACUCCCAAGAAUGCAUUGCCCGAAAUAAGCGGAGCCAAUGGACCGUUGAAAGUCUACGCAUUUGAUUUAGAUCAUACAAUUAUAAAGCCAAAGACAGCUGGAUCAAGAUUCAGCACAUCAGCAGAUGACUGGGACUUUAUGAACUUCUCUCCCGGCAGAUCUGCACUUGAUAAACUAUUAUCAAUUGUAAUAGAAGACGCAACAGCGCAAGUAGUGAUUUUUUCUAACCAAGGAGGCGUCAUUACAGUUCCCUCAAAUUCUAAGAGUUGUACGAAAUAUGUAGAGAAAAUUAGACUUAUAUUGAAGGCAAUUUCCCUUGAAAAAGACGGUAAUAGACUUCUUGAAAGAUUGUGGAUUUACUCCUCACCAAAAAAACCAGCAUCGUUUACAAGAAAACAGAAUAAGUCGAGCUUACUAACAAAGCCAAUGAAAGUUGUCAAAACAUUGAAGAAACUCAACAAGCCUGCACCCAAACUAGAGGAGCCAAUGUUGAUGGAUCCUGAAAUAUUCACGAAAAUGAGAAAACCAGAAACAGGUAUGAUGCAGGAAUUUAAAAAAGAUCUCGAAAGCAUUUAUCCAACAGUAAUAAGUAUUGAAGUUUGUCACUAUUGCGGGGACGCGGCAGGAAGAAAACAAGACUUCAGCGAUUCUGAUAAACAAUUUGCAAAAAAUCUAGAUGUACCAUUUAAAUUACCAGAAGAUGUAUUCUAA
Molecule: messenger RNA, 759 nt
Organism: Zygotorulaspora mrakii
Lineage: Eukaryota; Fungi; Ascomycota; Saccharomycetes; Saccharomycetales; Saccharomycetaceae
Gene: TPP1
Product: polynucleotide 3'-phosphatase
Exons: 1
Coding region: 1-759 (252 amino acids)
Biological process (GO): DNA repair
Molecular function (GO): polynucleotide 3'-phosphatase activity; double-stranded DNA binding; ATP-dependent polydeoxyribonucleotide 5'-hydroxyl-kinase activity
Source: RefSeq, a predicted model, not a curated record